CUUCAGAUGCAGAUUCCCACAGUUUUCUGCCGCUUCCGUCUCCCGCUCACGCUAUCGAUCCUCAAUAGGCGAUUCGUCGAAAUUUCUUCGAUCAAUCGGAAGUCUUCGGUCGGGCUUAGAAGUGUGAGACUCUCCGUGCGGCUGAUUUUCAAGAGAAAAAUCACAGCAGAGAAUGAGAUGGAGACAGAAAUGGGAAGAAGGAGAAGAAGAAAAAAAUAAUCGAAUCAAAGAAGGAGAAGUAGAAAAGAAAUCGAAGCAUACAUUACCGGAAUUUUUUUCUUCUGAAUGAGAGAAGAGUGAGGGACGAAACGAAGGAAAGAAGAAAUGAGGGAAGCUGAUGAAACCCUGGAUGAUGCCGCAGAGAAGGGAAGGGUCGGCGUUUUCUCCCUCUGGUUUCCCAGUUCACUCUGUAGAGUGCGGAGAAAGCCUUCACAGCCGCCCAUUUCCAACUCCUUGGCUCUCCUCCGACCAGAUAAAUGGGCUUGUGGACACUGCUAGAGGGCUGUCUGCUACUUGCCAAUGCUCUAGCGAUUCUAAACGAAGAUCGUUUUCUUGCUCCUCGAGGGUGGAGCUUCUCAGACUUCUCAGGAGGAAGAACAAAGUCAUUCAAAGGGCAGCUUAUAGGGCUCACCUAUGCAACGCAAUACUUGAGAGUUCCUCUCAUAAUGCUCAAUUCCAUCUGCAUCUUUUUGAAAUUGGUAUCGGGAUGACGAGAACAGUCGGGGCAAGGUUUGCACUUCAAUUCUGAGGAAGUUUUUCUGGUGCAUUGUUCUUGAUUAAGCAGGACCUUUGUUGAUCUAAAUGUAACAAAAGGAUACAUGAGAUAACUAUAACCACAUUUGAAGUUAGAAUCAGGCAUUUUCCAAAGCGGCUUUUGUUGAUGUGCUACUGUUUUUCCCCCAUUGGAGUGAUUGUUGUUCAUGAGUUCA
Momordica charantia (bitter melon) is the source of this 929-nucleotide messenger RNA. RefSeq lists its product as uncharacterized. The record is from RefSeq and is a predicted model, not a curated record. NCBI's taxonomy places the organism in Eukaryota, Viridiplantae, Streptophyta, Magnoliopsida, Cucurbitales, Cucurbitaceae. Gene Ontology annotation, biological process: endoplasmic reticulum to Golgi vesicle-mediated transport. Gene Ontology annotation, cellular component: endoplasmic reticulum membrane; COPII-coated ER to Golgi transport vesicle; Golgi membrane.